Rhizopus microsporus ATCC 52813 is the source of this 1905-nucleotide messenger RNA. RefSeq lists its product as uncharacterized. NCBI's taxonomy places the organism in Eukaryota, Fungi, Mucoromycota, Mucoromycetes, Mucorales, Rhizopodaceae. The record is from RefSeq and is a predicted model, not a curated record. Gene Ontology annotation, biological process: phospholipid transport. Bases 1 to 1905 code for a protein of 634 amino acids. The transcript is spliced from 2 exons. Gene Ontology annotation, molecular function: lipid binding. Gene Ontology annotation, cellular component: endoplasmic reticulum; ERMES complex.
AUGAACUACUGGCUUCAACUUUUAGGCACGUACUUUAUAGGCGGACUCACCUUUACGCCCGUCCUACUGUUCCUUUUAUAUCACCUUUUACCAAAGCACAAUACGGUUCAAAAACCAGAUCAUAAAGAACACCGGACAAGCCAUAGCAACAGCAAUGUGAUCAAGAAAGGCUGGAUUCAAUUGAGCAAGAUACACAAAAGAGAAGCUUGUCUGUCUGACAUUAAACGUAAAAAACAAACCGUUUAUGCAGAACUACGAAAAUGUGGAGCCUUGUUUAUAUUUGAAAAAUCAGACCUUCAAGAGCAGCAGGACGAGAACGCCUGUCGAUUGAUCAUUCCUGUUCAUGACUACAAUGUAUCUAUGCACCUCUUUCAUAACGACAAGGACACAUUUGGACGAUCAGCGUUUUUGCGUCUUGCAUCGAAUAAGAAAGAGGAGUAUUAUAUCACAUGUGAAAGGGCAGUAGAUAAAGAGGACUGGUAUUUAGGUUUGAUCGCCGCUGCCUCAGUGAUAAAUGACCAAGAGACGGUUGAGAUGAUGGACAGCAUGCAUUUUGAUCCUACCGCUAUGAGAUCCCUGAUCCAGAGUAUUCAGCAGGAUACAGAGUACCGUCAGGUUCAGUGGCUGAACGCCAUCCUUGGGAGACUGUUUUUAGGAAUGUACAAGACUCAGGCAAUGCAGGAAUACGUCCAAGAAAAGAUUUCAAGCAAGAUUAAAAAGGCCAAGCUACCUAGUUUUCUAGGAGACAUUCAAGUUCAAUCUGUCGAUCUAGGUCAAUCUGUGCCAUUUGUUGUGCAGCCCAAGCUGCUAUCGCUAACGCCUGAAGGUGAUCUCUUGGUUGAGGCAACUUUGAAUUACGUGGGUGCAUUUCAGGUGGUCAUACAAGUGGACUGUUCAUACUCCUUAAUCCAUGUCCCGCUUAUCCUAUCAGUCACACUCAAGCAAUUGACAGGUAGAUUUUUAUUCAAGGUCAAACCGCCACCUAGCAACCGAUGCUGGAUUGGGUUUUACGAGAUGCCCAAGACCAAAUGGGAGAUAACACCAGCUGUGUCUGACAAGUGGGUCAAGCUAUCCAUGGUGACAAGCAUUCUAGAGUCCAAGAUUCGGGAGUUUAUGAUAGAGACCAUCGUGCUUCCAAAUAUGGACGAGUUUCCCUUUUUCCCAUCUCAUGGCAAUCUAGGAGGCAUAUUCGGUGAGCGAAUACCAAGACCUUCAGAGAUAGCCAAGGAAGAAAAGAAAGAAGAAGAGGAUCUGCUGAUGGACAUGCUUGGUAAUAGACCAGCACAGCCUGCUGAAUUGCCCAAAGCUGACCAACGUAUUACCUAUGACGACAUCCUCCUCCUGCCAAAACCGCCUACUCGCAGAUCAGAAUCCGUUGGUCUGUUGGAGCCACUUUCUUCCAAAUCCAGUAUGAGCAAUCACCGUGCCAAGUCUACUCCUGAGUUAAGGAAAAGAAUAAGCGACAAUUCGACUCCUCGACCAACAACCGGAGAAAGCACAAUUGUAUAUAAACAAAAAACGCACAGUUAUAAUAGCGAUAAUGAUGAAGAUUGUAGUGUUAAUAGUAGCCAUAUAACGGCCAGUGAUAGCAGCAGUAGCAGAAGUAGUCAUAGUAGUCGCAGUAGUAGUAAAAGCAAUGACAGUAGUACUAGUACUAGCAGUACUAGCAUUCAACCUCUUUCACCAGAGGCAGGUUUAAACUUUAUUAAUUUUCAAGAGACGUACUUGGGAAAAGAAGUGGAUAUCAAGAGCAUUCAUCCACUUGACCAGCCUCCUCAUUAUUACCAUCCUAGCAACAGUAGUGAUUCAGUUUCAAUAGGAUCAAGCAAGAGCACGAUUAAAUACAACAAGUUGAUUAACAAUAUGAACAACAAGAAGCAAGCAUUUUUUUAUUAUAAAGAGUAA